GGCGGGGGGGAUGCGGUGCAUACACAGCAGCGCCGUUUCCUGGUGAGCGCCCUCCACACACGCACACGCGCGGCCGGAGCGGGAGCAGGCGCAGGGCACAGGGAAAGAAGCUGUUUCUGCACCAUGGAAACUUCUACUGUGUGACCUUUGGUUUGGAAAGAAGGAAGAGUUUCUUAGCACAUCUGUCUUCUUAGAUCACUGUUUAUCCAGCCAAUUGAGAACGAUUUUGAGGGAAAACUGAAACAGCAAGAUAAAGUGACUUGCUGAAGAUCACACAGGAAGCAGAACUAGGAUCUGCACCCAAAUGGGUUUUCUCGUAUAACCAUGGCAAAACCAUAUGAAUUUAACUGGCAGAAGCCUGUUCCUUCCUUUAUGCAAGAUGGAGCUGUGUUUGACAGAUAUGAAGAGGAGUCCUUCGUCUUUGAAUCAAACUGCCUCUUUCAAGUGGAUGAAUUUGGCUUUUUCCUGAGGUGGAAAAGCGAAGGAAAGGAAGGACAGGUAUUAGAAUGCUCCCUGAUCAACAGUGUUCGUUUUGGAGCCAUACCAAAGGAUCCCAAAAUACUUGCUGCUCUCGAGGCUGUUGGAAAAGCAGAAAAUGAGCUGGAAGGGCGGACAGUGUGUGUCUGUAGUGGCACAGAUCUGGUGAACAUCAGCUUCACUUACAUGGUAGCAGAAAACACAGAAAUAGCUAAGCAAUGGGUAGAAGGGCUUGGAUCCAUCAUACAUAACUUCAGGGCUAACAAUGUCAGUCCGAUGACAUGUCUGAAGAAACACUGGAUGAAGCUGGCAUUUCUGACAAACACAAGCGGUAAAAUUCCUGUUCGGAGCAUUACCAGAACCUUUGCAUCAGGUAAAACGGAAAAGGUGAUCUUUCAGGCACUUAAGGAAUUAGGUCUUCCCAGUGGAAAGAAUGAUGAAAUUGAGCCUGCAGCAUUUACUUAUGAGAAAUUUUAUGAAUUGACGCAAAAGAUAUGUCCUCGUACUGACAUAGAGGAACUCUUUAGGAAAAUCAAUGGAGACAAAACUGAUUAUUUAACGGUAGACCAAUUAGUGAGCUUUCUAAAUGAACAUCAACGAGAUCCACGACUGAAUGAAAUUUUAUUUCCAUUCUAUGAUAUAAAAAGAGCAAUGCAGAUAAUUGAGACAUAUGAGCCAGAUGAAGACUUGAAGAGUAAAGGUGUCAUAUCAAGUGAUGGAUUUUGCAGAUACUUGAUGUCUGAUGAAAAUGCCCCAGUCUUUUUAGACCGCUUGGAAUUAUACCAAGAAAUGGAACAUCCUCUGGCUCACUACUUCAUCAGUUCCUCCCACAAUACAUAUCUAACAGGCAGGCAGUUUGGAGGGAAGUCUUCGGUAGAGAUGUACAGACAAGUGCUGUUGGCUGGAUGCAGAUGUGUUGAACUGGAUUGUUGGGAUGGGAAAGGUGAAGAUCAAGAACCAAUAAUAACACAUGGAAAAGCAAUGUGUACAGAUAUUCUUUUCAAGGAUGUGAUUCAAGCCAUUAAAGAAACUGCAUUUGUUACAUCGGAAUAUCCUGUCAUCCUUUCAUUUGAAAAUCAUUGCAGCAAAUACCAACAGUACAAGAUGUCAAAAUACUGUGAAGAUCUUUUUGGAGAUCUCCUGUUGAAGCAACCUUUAGAAACACACCCACUUGAACCAGGUAGACACUUACCUUCCCCUAAUGACCUGAAAAGAAAGAUCCUUAUAAAAAACAAAAGGCUGAAACCCGAAGUGGAAAAAAAACAAUUAGAGGCCUUAAAAAAGAUGAUGGAGGCUGGGGAAACAGCUGCUCCUGUGAGUAUCCUAGAGGAUGACAAUGAAGAAGAAAUAGAAAGUGUUGACCAAGAAGAAGAAGCUCAUCCAGAGUUCAAAUUUGGAAGUGAACUUUCUGCAGAUGAUUUGAGUCAAAAAGAAGUUGUUGCCAACAGCGUCAAAAAGGUUGUUGAAGAUUUGGAGCAAGAAAACAAUAAAAAGGGUGUGGUAACUGUUGAAGAUGAACAAGCAUGGAUGGCAUCUUACAAAUAUGUAGGUGCCACAACCAAUAUACAUCCUUACUUGUCGAUAAUGGUCAACUACGCACAGCCUGUAAAGUUUCAAGGUUUCGAUGUAGCAGAAGAACGCAAUAUUCAUCACAACAUGUCCUCUUUUAAUGAAUCAGUUGGACUUGGGUAUUUGAAGACUCAUGCAAUUGAAUUUGUGAAUUAUAAUAAACGACAAAUGAGUCGGAUAUACCCCAAGGGAGGCCGAGUGGAUUCCAGUAAUUACAUGCCUCAAAUUUUCUGGAACGCCGGCUGCCAGAUGGUCUCGCUGAACUAUCAGACCCCAGAUUUAGCAAUGCAAUUGAAUCAGGGAAAAUUUGAAUAUAAUGGAUCAUGCGGGUAUCUUCUUAAACCAGAUUUUAUGCGACGACCUGAUCGAACAUUUGAUCCUUUCUCUGAAACACCUGUAGAUGGUGUGAUUGCUGCAACUUGUUCAGUACAGGUGAUAUCUGGUCAGUUCUUAUCCGACAAGAAAAUUGGUACGUAUGUAGAAGUGGAUAUGUAUGGGUUGCCUACGGAUACUAUACGGAAAGAAUUUCGAACACGCAUGGUGAUGAACAACGGGCUGAAUCCUGUUUACAAUGAAGAAUCAUUUGUAUUUCGAAAGGUUAUUCUACCAGAUCUUGCCGUCUUGAGAAUAGCAGUUUAUGAUGACAACAACAAGUUGAUUGGUCAGAGGAUCCUACCUCUUGAUGGUCUUCAGGCUGGUUACAGACACAUUUCCCUCCGUAAUGAAGGCAACAAGCCACUAUCUCUACCAACAGUUUUCUGCAACAUUGUGCUCAAAACCUAUGUGCCUGAUGGUUUUGGAGAUAUUGUGGAUGCUUUGUCAGAUCCAAAGAAAUUUUUAUCUAUCACAGAAAAAAGAGCAGACCAGAUGAGAGCUAUGGGUAUUGAAACUAGUGAUAUAGCUGAUGUACCAAAUGACACCUCAAAGAACGAUAGGAAAGGAAAAGCUAAUAAUGCCAAAGCAAAUGUGACUCCUCAGAGUAGUUCUGAACUUAGACCAAGUACAACUUCUGGCCUGGGACCUGGAAUGGAAACUAAGAAAGGUAUAGAACUUAUUCCUCAAGUGAAGAUAGAAGAUUUAAAGCAAAUGAAGGCCUACAUAAAACAUUUAAAGAAACAGCAGAAAGAACUGAGUGCUUUAAAGAAGAAACAUUCAAAGGAGCACAGCGCUAUGCAGAAGUUGCACUGCACACAAAUUGACAAAAUAGUGGCACAGUAUGAUAAAGAAAAGUUAUCUUACGAGAAAAUGUUAGAGAAGGCAAUCAAGAAGAAGGGAGGCAAUAAUUGUCUUGAAUUGAAGAAAGAAACCGAAAUUAAAAUUCAGACGUUAACGUCAGAUCACAAAUCUAAGGUAAAAGAAAUUGUGGCACAACAAACUAAAGAGUGGUCAGAAAUGAUCAACACGCACAGUGCCGAAGAGCAGGAAAUUCGUGAUUUACAUUUGAACCAGCAGUGUGAGCUACUGAAAAAACUGCUGGUGAAUGCUCAUGAGCAACAAACCCAGCAGCUAAAGCUAUCUCAUGACAGGGAAAGCAAGGACAUGCGUGCCAACCAAGCCAAAAUUUCUAUGGAAAACAGCAAAGCCAUAAGUCAAGAUAAAUCUAUCAAAAAUAAAGCUGAAAGAGAGAGGCGAGUAAGGGAAUUGAACAGCAGCAACACAAAAAAGUUCCUGGAGGAAAGGAAGCGGCUGGCAAUGAAGCAGUCAAAAGAAAUGGAUCAACUGAAAAAGGUUCAGCUUGAGCAUCUAGAAAUUCUGGAAAAGCAGAACGAGCAGCUUUUGAAAUCCUGUCAUGCAGUGUCUCAAACACAAGGCAAAGGAGAUGCAGCAGAUGGUGAAGCUGGAAGCAGAGAUGGACCGCAGGCCAGCAACAGUAGUCUGAAACUCCAGCAUGCAAACUGAAUUUAAAAAAUUGAGCAACCUUAAAAUACCAGAGCAAAAAUAAUGCUCCGUUGUGGAAGAUAGAAAGGAUUUUUUUCCCUUUUUCCCUUCUUUUAAAACAAUGUGUAGCCAUAGACAGCCAGUCUUAAGGUUUUGAAUUUCCUUUUUAUCAUAAUGGAUUUCCGUUGUUAAAUUUUCCUUUCUGGUUUCCUUUGAUAAGGAAAAUACUAUCCAAAAAAAGGCACAGAGCAUUUUAAAGCCCAGGUCUUCGCACUUAUUUCUGAGGAAAAGCUCCCAUUCAUUUCAGUGGGAUUUUGCCCGCAUUGGAAUGACAAGAUCAGGGCCUUAAAACCAGCAUCCAUUUUGUUGUUGUUGUUAUUUUAACAUCAUGUUAGAAGAUACCAGAACUGUAGUCAAUGCAACAUGGUAUUUACCAUUUUUAUUCUCGUGACUGGUAUUUUGUCAUUUAAGAUCCAAUCCUACCAGGUACUGACAGCUAGAUACUCAGCAUCUCCUCAGCAGUGCUCAGAACUUUCUAGUACCGGUCCCUAGAUUUAUUGCUAGAUAAUGACCAUCACCGUAAUAAAUAUUUCCUAAUCAGGUUGAUAAGGAGAUGAGUUUUAUCAUAGGGAUAUAGUCUCUUGUGGUGAUUUUUUUUACUACAAAGACAUUUUUGAGGCAGCAGACUGUAAGUAGUUGAAAAUAAACUGCAUAUAUUGGAAAAUAUGCUCUCCACAAAUUCAUCAGCAGAAUUAAUUCGCUGUUAGUAUAACAGUAACUGUACAGGAUAUUUCCUCCUUCAAAUUAAGUCAUUAGCAAGUGCCAUAUCAAUUCUAUCGUGUUUGUAAGAAGCCAAUAUCCUGUAAAAGUUGCUGAAAUAGUUAACAUGAUGCGAAUAAAUUGUUCUUGUGCCAAAACUAAUCAGUGCUCCAGGGCUGAAGGAACUGUAUAUUAGACACUUUAGGAAAAGUUUACAUCAUAUAUGGUUGAUGCAGAAAUUUCAUUUUGAUCCUAUUGCUGCAGGUCCCAGCUAUUACAGUUUAUUGUAACUUAAAGAUUGUUUAAAUGGCUAUUGGCAAAAAGUUUGUAACUGUGAAAAUGUAAAGAAUAUUUAUACACUUUGAAUCACAAUAUUGUAGAAAAUCACAUCAAUGUUGCCAUGUGGUAAGAUUAGUAAACAGAAUUACUAAAAGUAUGUUUGCAUGUAAUACAAACACCAACUAAGACUUUAACACCUACUGUAUGACCACAGUCAUUCUACUAGCCAGUACAUACUGAUUAAUUGUAUGGCACAGAAUAUUAUUUGAUCAAUUACCAGACUUUUAGCAUAAUGAAACUUAUAUAUAUAUAUAUGUGUAUAUGAAUUAUGUGGGCAUUCUUGAUACUUCAAGUUCUAGUAAAAUAAAAAUACAUAACUAAUUUAAUUUUACACAGAAAUAUUUAUGCAGAUUUUCAGAAUUUCAUAUCAGGAAUAACCUUUUUAUGUCUGUUAGAUAUAAAACCAAUUUGCUACAGUGUUAAUUUGCAUGUUCUCAAAGCUUGCUGUAGUUAUAUUGCAGAACAGUGCAUGUAAGCAUUCUGCUUGGGAUUUGUCCAUGCUGCCGAUAAAAAGAAGACUGCAUGGAAAACUGGUAGUUUAGAUCAAAUCAGAUUACUGAUUUCAAUAUACUAAGCACCAAUUGAGUUGUUGUAUAUGCUUGUACAAACUGAUUCUACAUAUUCUAUAAACAACUUAAAUGAAAAGAGAUAAUUAUGUUAUUGUCAGUCCUGAGAUGAAACUUUCAGCUUCUCUAAUAAAAACUUUAAAAGUAAAGC
Molecule: messenger RNA, 5739 nt
Organism: Gavialis gangeticus (Gharial)
Lineage: Eukaryota; Metazoa; Chordata; Crocodylia; Gavialidae
Gene: PLCB4
Product: phospholipase C beta 4
Exons: 41
Coding region: 325-3945 (1206 amino acids)
Biological process (GO): lipid metabolic process; phosphatidylinositol-mediated signaling
Molecular function (GO): phosphatidylinositol-4,5-bisphosphate phospholipase C activity; calcium ion binding
Source: RefSeq, a predicted model, not a curated record